Daphnia pulex (common water flea) is the source of this 2390-nucleotide messenger RNA. RefSeq names its product cilia- and flagella-associated protein 58-like. The record is from RefSeq and is a predicted model, not a curated record. Lineage: Eukaryota; Metazoa; Arthropoda; Branchiopoda; Diplostraca; Daphniidae. Gene Ontology annotation, cellular component: cytoskeleton. The transcript is spliced from 13 exons. The coding region runs from base 12 to 2390 and encodes 792 amino acids.
AGUCGUUAAGAAUGGCGGAAGAACAUCAAAAACCCCAGCAGCAGCAGCAGCAGCAGCAGCAGGGUGAAGUGAACCCAGAAAAUAAGGUGAUGGCCGAGAGCGAGUCUGGGGCGGAUCCCAGUCUCAGCAAUAAUGCUGCUGCCGACACGCCGUUAAGUGACGCGGCCCGGAUACAGGAAACGUUCUCGCGUGUUAUGCAGAAGGUCAAGUCGGCAUACACUAAAGAGCUGCAGAGAAAGAAGCAAGUGGAUGUGACUUCCUCCGUCGACAUCAUGAGGAAAAACAUUGACGAAACCAACGACUCCGAGUCCAACGAAGAUGACGAAGCCAUGCAAGCCAUGUCAAAGGAAAUUGAAGUCACCCGACGUUUGCUGGAAGUAUCCAAACUGCGGGAGGAGCAAUCGAAGCAAACGAUCGCCCAGCUGGAAGCGGAAGUGAGCAAACUCCAGAAAUUGGUGGAAGAAGAGGAGGUGCUAAGACGUGACGAAGGGCUGACUCUGCAGCAGCUGAUUGUCCUCAAGAAGCAAUUGACGAUCGACAAUGAGAAACUGGCCGGCGAAAAUCAAACGUACUCGCAGCAAUUCAUUUUGCUCCAGACGGAACUUCAGGACGCCACCGUUGACAAGAGACGACUGGAUUUGCGGCUGGUUCAUUUGCAACAGGAAUUACUGGCCCUGAGAGAAGAGCUGGAAGCCGAAGUCAAAGCGAGCGCAGUAGUUCGACAGCAACGCGAUGCCAUUCGCCACGAAUCGGAUCUCAGAGAAGCGGAAAUAGCUGAACUUGGCAGUGAAUUGGAAAAAUGUCAAACAGAAAAUUCAGCUUUGAAAACUAGUCAAGACGAUCUAGAGGCAGAACACCAAAAGUUGGUUCAGGGGACUUCGGCUCUUUCGGCUCGAUGUGACCAAUUAAUUCGCGAAUUGGACUCGGCCAAGAAAAUGUUAGCCGGAAUGGACGAAGAAAAUGCUCAGUUGAAUGAUCAGUUAAAAUUGACUCAUAACCUAAUUCAAGAACGAACGAAGGAGAUCAACAAUUUGGAAACGUACAACAAGUCUGCGCUGGCAAGGAUCGAACAUUACGAAAGAGAGUGCCUCAAAGCCGACACGGAGAGAGAGCUGUUGGAAACGCAGCUCGACAAACUAGACAAGGAACUGUAUCAAGUGCGGUACGCUGCCACUGAAGAUCGACAGGGCAACGACAAGAUCAUGCGAGAAAAUCGACAACUUCACGUGCAAUUGCACGAACAUCUCAUUGCCCGGGAGAAGCAAAGUGAAGUGUGGAUAGUUCAACAGGAGACAAUCAGACGACUGGAACAACUCGUUCGAGAGGACGAUAGCAAAGGAUCUAAAAUGCGUUUGAAGUUGUCCGAGAUUGAAAGAGAAAACAUCCGAUUAAUGAUUGAAAAGGAAUCUGUGCGUAAAUCAUUUCAAGAGUCGGUGGAUAAGUUGAGCGCCAAGGAGAGGGAAUACAUACUGUUAGUGGAAAAUCGUUCGAUCCUUGAGAAACAAAUUCUACAACUUCAAUCGGCCGAAGAGAAUGCCAGUCACAUCAAAUCGUCGCUGGAUUAUGAACUUGCAAAAAUUAAAGAAGAAAAUUAUGAACAAGAUAAAAGAAUUAAAACGUUAACUUUCAUGGUUGAAAAACUCAAAGAGGAACUGUCGAGUAAGGAGGCUUUGCUGAUGCACGGAAAGCGAGUGAGACAGCAACUUGAAAGGGAUUUAGUUACAUUUAAAACUAACGUGGAAGAUCUGAAAAAGGCAGAUAAUGAGGGACGAACGCAGGCUUUGAAACAAGAAAAACAAUUGCAAAAAUUGCAGUUGAUGUUGCAGCAAGUGAAUAACAGUUUGAGGGAAGCCGAACUUCAGAUUCAGGCGGAGAAAAAUUCGAAUGGAAACAUCGAACAGCGUUUUUCUGUUCAACGCGACCAAUUGGAAGAAACCAAAAUGCAACUGAGAGAUCAAGGAUGGAAAAUGCAAGAACAGGCUGCAGUCACCAAACGACUGGAAACGGAAUUGACUUUACUUCGCGCUGAAUUAGAAAUUAAGGAGCAAGAGAAAAAAGCCUUGUGCCAGAAAGUGUACCAAUCGAACAACUUGCAACGUGAUUAUGAACACUUACGGGAGACGCUUCUUCACGAACAAUCGCGGCGUUCCGCUCUUGAAACUCUCAAAUCGACGCCUGUCUUGGUUCAUCCCUGGAGAAUUUUGCAGGCUGCGAAUCCCACUGCCUACGUUACGAUGAUGCGUGAGCAAGCUGCCAAACGAAACAAGAUCAAAACUACAAAAGGAAGGACCGUACUUCCAGAUGUGGCCCCUAAACGCCUCCUAUCAAGUUUCUCUCGACAUGGACCCAAUAAUGAAUUGCAAGUUGCCUUAAUUAAGGCAAUUAUUUAA